GACUUCAGUAAAUUACUUCAAUCCACCUUAAACAAGUUGUCAUUAAAAGUAUUUUUGCAUAACACUGAAUUAUCAAACAUGAUUAAUCCCAACAAGAGCUUCGUCUCUUUUCAGCUACUCUGUGGUUGUUGGUGGACAUAUUCGAGCUGUCAUGUGGACGUGUCUGUUCCAAUCUGUUGAUACGUUUACGAGAAUUUAUUUAAGAUAGACGAGGGAUUCGAGUCUUGGUUUUGGUGACGUAAAACCGUAAUUACGUAUACAAACUGAGAAUGCGAUGCCAGCACGUAGACGACACGUUGGCUCGGAGCUAGACCAUGAUUUCGUGAUCACAACCUCAAACAGCCCCUGGCAGGGUAGUAGCAUAAGUCAGCGGUAUAACAAUGAAAGUGAAGGGCGCGAUUUAACGGAGAACGAAAGAAAGCAAACGGACAUCCCACCAGCGACGAUGACGUCGCGCGACAGGACCAAUGAGUUCGUUAAUGCCAUCAGGUCGAUGCAGAGCAGGACCGUGGCUCGAGUGGUCUUGCAGAAUCCUCGUCGAGCACGCCAAUUACAGAGCUACUCGAAUUUUAUGAUGAUAGCUAAAAGUAUUGGAAAGAAUAUAGCGAGCACGUACACCAAGCUAGAAAAGCUUGCUCUAUUGGCAAAAAGAAAGUCUAUAUUUAAUGAUAGACAAAUGGAAAUUGAGGAACUAACAAAUAUCAUAAAAACAGACUUAAAGAGUUUAAAUCAUCAAAUAGGAAAGCUACAAGAACUUGGAAAGAAACAACGCGACGGAUAUGGUGCUACUCAAAGUCAUCAUAUAGCUUCUCAUUCAUCUUCUAUUGUUAUGGCCUUACAAUCAAAACUGGCAAAUAUGUCGACGCAUUUUAAAAAUGUGUUAGAAGUACGUUCUGAGAAUAUGAGAGAAGAACAAAGUAGGAGGCAGCAGUUCACUCAAGGCUCUGUAUCUACAAUGUUACCUCCAAGUGUUGUUGGAAAACAAGGAUCAUUAUUGUUCCAAGAACAAGACUCUGCCUCCUCUGUAGCUAUAGAUCUGGAACCAGCUAUGGGACAACUAACAUUGCAGCGCGCAAUUACCGAUGAUACUGAAGCAUAUGUUCAAUCGAGAGCUGAAACUAUGCAAAAUAUCGAAUCUACUAUCGUUGAACUUGGAGGAAUUUUUCAACAAUUAGCGCACAUGGUUAAGGAGCAGGAAGAAAUGGUCGAGAGGAUAGAUAGCAAUAUAGAAGAUACAGAAUUGAAUGUGGAGGCGGCACACGCGGAAAUCUUAAAAUAUUUCCAAUCUGUAACAAACAACAGGUGGUUAAUGAUAAAAAUAUUUGCAGUUCUCAUAUUUUUCUUUAUAUUUUUUGUAGUGUUUCUGGCAUAAAAUAAUUGUUAUAUUACUAUGCAUAUUUCUUUACGCAACUUUGUAGUUGACCAUCCAUAUCUAUUACUUGUAAUAUAAGAUCCAAGAGCAAGAUGAAUUUUUAUAAAAUUAUGACUCAUUAGCUAUAGAAUAAUAAUAUAUUCAUUGCAUUCCUUGACCUUUCUGUUGAAAUGUGAAUACUGUAAGUAUUAAUUAUUAAAAGGUGCAUCAGUGUAGAUUACACGCUACAUUGUUGUCUGUAUAAUGUAAAAAGGAAACUGUGGGUAAUAAAUGUAUAAUUUUCAAA
Messenger RNA from Hylaeus anthracinus, 1658 nucleotides. RefSeq names its product syntaxin-5 (gene Syx5). Gene Ontology annotation, molecular function: SNARE binding; SNAP receptor activity. Gene Ontology annotation, cellular component: SNARE complex; endomembrane system; Golgi membrane. The record is from RefSeq and is a predicted model, not a curated record. Gene Ontology annotation, biological process: intracellular protein transport; vesicle fusion; endoplasmic reticulum to Golgi vesicle-mediated transport. The transcript has 5 exons. The coding region runs from base 275 to 1372 and encodes 365 amino acids. NCBI's taxonomy places the organism in Eukaryota, Metazoa, Arthropoda, Insecta, Hymenoptera, Colletidae.